ACCAACAGGACUUUUGUUUCCCCCCGUGUUUUGUUCGUUGCUGCUCGUUGUUAGCAGGUUGCUAAGUGACUAUACAGAAGCUUUACUGUCAAUGUCAGAUUCUGUGUUGAUUCUUUUUUUUAAAAAAUAACCCGAAGAAGUGUAUGGAUUAAAAUGAUGGGGGAUGACGCAAAUUUAUCGGUGACGAUUGCCCACAUCGUGCAGAGGCUUAAAGGGACCUAUUUACACUCACAGAUAGAGAGACACGCCAAAGAAUGUUUACACCAACCUGAGAUCAAACUGGAGUCUCUCAAAGAGGACGUGAGAUGUUUCCUUAAAACAUCAGGAUGGGAGAGGAAGCUGCAGAAUGCAGUGUACAGAGAGCUGCACAGCCACCUGCCCCCGACUCACCCUGCAGCUCCUCCGGAACAUCUUAAAGAGCCGCUGGCCUACAUGCGCAAAGCUCAGGCCACAUGGGAGAAACGUGUCCUGAAGAGUCUGAACAGCAUGAGCUCAGAGCUGGGAGUUCCUCUGGCUCGAAUGAGAGGAGCAGAGGAGCAGAAGGAGCUGAGGAACAAGUGGAAUGAGAUGGGAACAGAUGAACCAGAUCUGAGUAGCUUCAGGCCCGUCUACGCUCCCAAAGACUUUCUCGAGGUGUUGGUCGGUUUGAGGAACCCUAACUACGACAGCAGUGAGGACGUCAGCUCCAGGAGUCACUGGGGUCUCAUCCAGGCCCCCCUGAACGUCAGGGACAUCCCACAACUAAGACAGGUUUUCACAGAACUGAACUUGACCACAGGACAGCUGGGGAUUGAUGACAACGCUCACAUUCAUCCAGACUUGUUUGAGAACCAAUACGUCCUGGUUGGAAAGAAAGUGGUUGAGGAUCAGGACAGCGCAGCAGCCCAGCAGUACAGCAGACGAGGCUGCUCCAAUGGACUCAGAGCAGACCUGUGGGCCCUCAUCCUGAACUCCACCAACCAGCCACCGGAUGUGAUGCAUUAUGAACAGCUGAAGACUGGAGUCAUACAACAUGACCUGCUGGUGGACAACCUUAUCUACAAGGAUGUGAAGCUCACAGCCAGUAAUGACGACUACUAUUUUGUCUUUGAGGACUUCCUGUAUCAGGUCUUACUGUGUUUCUCCAGGGACACGCUUGUGUUGGAGCACUUCAAGUACAACAGCGCCACCCCUCCUAAAGCCUACAUCCAAGGAAAAGCAGGAGAUGAAGACUUUGCUGUGGUUUAUCCUCCUAACGGGGUCAUCCCGUUCCAUGGGUUUUCAAUGUACGUGGCACCUCUGUGUUACCUGUACAACGAGCCCUCCAAACUGUACAGUGUUUUCAGAGAAAUGUAUGUGCGUUACUUCUUCAGACUGCACUCCAUCUCCUCCUCUCCCUCGGGUAUCGUCUCUCUGUGCCUGCAGUUUGAGCGUCUGAUCCAGGCUCAUCUUCCUCAGCUCUUCUACCACCUGAGACAGAUCGGUGCACAGCCGUUGCGUAUGGCCUUUAAGUGGUUGGUCCGAGCCUUUUCUGGCUAUCUGUCCACUGAUCAGCUGCUGCUCCUCUGGGAUCGAAUCCUUGGAUACGACUCCCUGGAGAUUGUUGCAGUUUUAGCAGCUGCUGUGUUUGCCUUCCGUGCUGAGAACCUGAUGGAAGUGACAUCACUGGCCUCGGCUGAGGCCGUCCUUGCUGACCUUUCAACACUGAAGGUCAUGCCUCUCAUCCAGAUCUUCUUGUUUGCCACCUCCAUGUGAAGUACAGUCUGCCUACAGUAUUACAGUACUGGUACAGUAUGAACACUACACAGUAUACAGAUGGCAUGUAUUAUACUUCAGCCAUAACAACGUGUCCAGCAUGUGACCCCCAUAUAUCAAGAGACAUUGGAAUAGUGUGUGUGUGAAAGUGGGUGGGAGGAAGAGGGAAGGGGGGCAGGAAAAAUAAUGAGUGGUGGACAGAGUUGGUUGUCGUCUGAUAUCACUGCAUUUUGUCUGAUUUUUUUAUUUGUCCUUCUCAAUAAACUUCUCCUGGUCUUAGUGAAACUAAACCUAAAUGACAGACAGUUGGACUUGGAUAAACAGGUCAUGUCCAACUGCUACCACAGGGGUCACCAACGUGGUGCCCGGGGUCACCUGGUAACCCUGGUGGACUACCUGAGGUGCCUGCGGGAUAUGUUCCAAAAAAUAAAACUAGUCAACAAGAGGGUGAAAAAUUGUACUGUUACUGUGCUUUUUGAAUCAGUUCCACCUGCAAUUAUCUUCAAAUGGGUCCAAUGACGAUGAUAAGAAGAAUGUCUACUAUUGUGACCUUGAAAUAGCUCUCAAUUUCAAAAAGGUUGGUGACCUCUGGUCUACCAUAAGGACCGCUGUGUUUCUUGACGUUCUAAUAGGGCAGUUAUGGUGGGACACUUAAUUUGACAGGGAUGAGACAGGGUCAGGUGUGUCUUAACAUCUCUGAAGAUCAAUAUCAUGAUGAAGACUAGUGAAACCACAUCGAUAGGCCAGGUUCUCCUGCUCUCACCUUGUCUUUGAUACCGAUCAAAUAUAUAAUUAAGAUUUCCUAUAUUCAAAUGCACAAGUGUUGUUUAUAUUUUGAUGUUUGUCUCAAGACAACACAUGUGGGACAUUAAAGCAGGACAUAACUUUGAAUCGGACAAACCCACCACUGCUGAAGACAAAUUGCAUCAUGGUCUGGGACAGAGCCACAGUAAUCACAGCAGAAAAGCAUUAGCAUCCACUGUAGAUGAAGAGAUAAUCCAACACAAACAGUACCAGGGAGAGGGGAUAUUAUUAUUAUCUUCCUGGAAGAGGAGGCUGGGGUGACCUUACUGAUGAAAGACACAGUGACAUCAGGUGACCUUUCACAGAAAGACAGGGUCUUAAUGUGUGAAAAUGUCAGUGUGAAAGUCUGGUCUGAAUAUAGGAAACCUCAAAGAUAUUUGAUCAACCUGGAUGAGGCAGGGUAGAAACAGCUGUCACUACAAACUCUAGAUGUACGCACAUAAACAAAGUCCAAAUGUCCUUUCUCUCUGAGGAACAUGUCAAUCUUGUCUGUUUAAGGACAGGUGGAAACACCUUGGUUUAUUUUGGACUAAAUCUUCAACUUAUAACUGCAUGUUGAGAAUGUGCAGAUUUUUCUUUUGAACCUUGUCUUCCUCAUAUGUGUAACCUUAAUAGAAUAUUGUCUUGUGAAAUACUACACUGUUUGUAAGCCAACACCACAUGCCAUAUGCUGUGCAGUAAAGCUGAUAUGUGCAGCAGUGCCUGCUGGGAGACAGCAGACUCAUUAGGAGGCCCGACGUGUGAAGUAGUAAUGACGUUAGGAGAGAAAACCACAGCUAAUGUUUUCAAGUUGGGCUAAUGAAGUGUUAAUCAAAUCCUACAAUCAAUUCUGCAGUAAUUCUGAUCAUUUCUGUCACUAAUGAACCAGGAGACGCGGAACAUUCCGUCUGCUUUGCCCACGUUUUCUAUAGUCGCCCAAAAUCAUGGGUAGAAAUGCAGCCCCAAACUGUUACAGAAGCUCCUAAUGAAUAUGAACUAGUCCUGAAGAAUUGAUUUAAGGUUUUUUUUUUUGUUUUUUUGAAGAUGAC
Molecule: messenger RNA, 3566 nt
Organism: Cynoglossus semilaevis (tongue sole)
Lineage: Eukaryota; Metazoa; Chordata; Actinopteri; Pleuronectiformes; Cynoglossidae
Gene: tbc1d19
Product: TBC1 domain family, member 19
Exons: 21
Coding region: 154-1734 (526 amino acids)
Source: RefSeq, a predicted model, not a curated record